UCCGUCAUUUCUGUUUCGCACUCGCUCGAGUCGCUCCCUCUCCCGUCCGUCCGUACGUUUUUCAUUCCGUGCGUGCGUGCGUGAGUGCGUGAGUGUGUGUGUGUGUACCUACGAGACUUGCGUCGUUCCGUUACCCGUGUACGAUCCUGUAGAGAAGCCAUUUUGUUCCGUGCUCCAAAACACUUCUCGUCGUUUCGGGUAUUUUUUACGGAUUCAUCUCGCCUACAGCCCGUUCCGCCGUCCCAACGAAUCGGUUUCUCUGUGUUCGUACGUCGAACAACGUCAUGGCUUGCGCCACGCUGAAACGGUCGUUGGAUUUCGAACCCCCUAUGUGCAGACCGACGAAGAGACAAAGAUGCACGCCUAUGAGCAUAUCGCCUUCGAGCUCUCCCCCAAACAGCUCCAGAUCCGAAUAUGUCUCGCCCCAUUUUGGUGGUGAUGGCGUACCUAAAAUCACAGCAGAAAUGUUGUCUGCUAGUUUAACUGAAGAAGUUCAAAGGAUGCGUCGCAAGCGUCAGCUUAACAUGGAAUUAUCAGAGAAUCGUAAUUUGGAUGACAGUUCUUCAGAUAGUUCAUCUGAGAAUACAUUUCCAUCAUCAGCCAAAGACAAACCGCUCUUCACUUUUCGCCAAGUAGGAAUGAUCUGUGAACGUAUGUUAAAUGAACGUGAAAGUCAAUUACGUGAAGAAUAUGACAAGAUUUUAAACAUGAAAUUAUCUGAACAGUAUGAAGCUUUUGUUAAGUUCUCCAAUGAUCAAUUGCACAGACGUUUUGAAGCAGCUGAGGAUCCAAGCUAUUUGUCUUAACUCUACAACAACUCCAAGCGAUGGUUUUGAAAUUACAAUAAAAUUUUAGACGCACUUAAUAGACAAAAUAAUUAUUCAGCCUUAAGUCAACAAUCGACUGACUAACAAUGUUUUUUUAUGUAUUAUACAUUUUUGUAAACUCGAUAUUAUUAAAUUAAUUUAAAAUAUAUGAAUUUCAUGAUAAUAGUAAAAAAGUAAUAAUUAAUUUAAGUAAUCAUUAAGCUAAGAUUGUUUUGUUUGUUUUAUUCAUUUUUAUAUUGCGUAACUAAAAAUGUUGGAUAUUGGCUCAAAAUCAUGUUAAAACUGGCUUAAGAUAUCUCCUUAUUCUAUUUAAAUAAUAAUAAAAAAAAUAUAUAUAUACACAAUUUUGUAACAUAUUUUCAGUUAAAUUAUAAAAAUUAAAAAUUGUAAUGAUUUAUUUAUGUGAACAAAUAUUUUUUUUCUCAAACUCAGUUAAAAUUUCUUUUAGUGGCUUAACACUACUUAUUAUUAGAGCUUGCCAUUCUGAUUUGUACGACUGAAUUUGAUGACAUUUUAUAUAUAUAUAUAUAUUUCAAAGGUUCCCAAAUUUUAUAAGAAUAAAAAUUUUGAUUACGCCACUUCCAAAGUACUAAUGUUUAAGUUAUUUUAAAGCGAGUUGUUUGAGCAAGAUUAAAGAGACAGUUCACUUUACACUGUAGCUUGUUCAUUCAAAAGGAUCUCGCACUUAAUAAUAAUAAUUAUUAAACAUAUAUAUAUAU
Messenger RNA from Myzus persicae (green peach aphid), 1546 nucleotides. RefSeq names its product akirin-like. Gene Ontology annotation, cellular component: chromatin; nucleus. Gene Ontology annotation, biological process: positive regulation of innate immune response; positive regulation of transcription by RNA polymerase II. The record is from RefSeq and is a predicted model, not a curated record. Bases 285 to 806 code for a protein of 173 amino acids. NCBI's taxonomy places the organism in Eukaryota, Metazoa, Arthropoda, Insecta, Hemiptera, Aphididae. Gene Ontology annotation, molecular function: transcription coregulator activity. The transcript is spliced from 4 exons.